AAUUCUCACGUCAAAUUACUAAUUUGACGACAAAGUCUUCUAAGAAUUCAUCUAUCUAGCCUCGUCUCGAGCGACAGAAAGAGAAGAGUCCUGCCCGAGCCUUCGACGUACUGACUUGUCUUCCACGUCCUGGACCUACCACGAAAGAUUCGCGCACGCAAACUCGACACUCUAUAUUUCCAUAGCGCGCCAAAAUCUGUCCCCAGAACAUCAUCUACGCGCACUACAUGGCCCUCACAGUCCCACCCCAGGUCCACGUGAACUCCAAACCGUUUGACACCCUCCUCUCAGUUCCUGGCCCUCUCCCAAGCCUGUGCUACGCAAACCGCAAAACGCGUUCAGAAUGCACACCACUCCUCUUCCUCGACACCGAAAUCAUCGUCCUCAACGUCCUGGCCGUGCAACGCCUCGCGCACUACCUUCGUACCCCCAUCCGCGCCCUCGUGAUACUUACCAUCUACACUCUCGUCUUCUCCCCCGCUAUAUCCUGGCGCGCGCACCUUGCGCAUGCCACCAGGGUACUGCUCGCUGCGUGUCCCACCCUGCGCCACGUAAAAAUCGGGGUCCCGCAUACUGUGUGCGUGAGAGAGAAUUGGGGUAUGGUUGAGGAGGCAGAGUUCGGGUUCACAGACGUAUGUGUUCUGCGGAUGCGCAUGAGGAAGGAGGUCGUUGAUCAGAUGGAUCUAUGUUGCUUGAUUGACUGCAAGACGUUGGAGACCGUCACGCUGGUGUGUCAUGAGGGGGAGAGGGUGGCGAGGAGCUUGGGCAGUCGGAGGGAGGUGGUGUUUAUGCCGUUGAUUGUGUGGGUGAGGAAAAAUAUCUGUGGGGGGUGGGAGGCUGAGGUUGAUAGUUGAGUACGUGGGUUGAGUAGAAGGGGAAUAAAUUAAAGUUUCG
Messenger RNA from Paraphaeosphaeria sporulosa, 894 nucleotides. RefSeq lists its product as uncharacterized. The coding region runs from base 228 to 854 and encodes 208 amino acids. The record is from RefSeq and is a predicted model, not a curated record. The transcript is spliced from 2 exons. Lineage: Eukaryota; Fungi; Ascomycota; Dothideomycetes; Pleosporales; Didymosphaeriaceae.